AUGACCAUGCAGCCUGCAAUUCAGGUGUGGUUUGGGGAGGACCUACCUCUAAGUCCCAGGUGUCCCCUGACCCCCAGACACGGACCAGGACUGGCUGACGUCUGUCAGUAUGACGAGUGGAUAUCCGUGAGACACGAAGCCACUCUACUGCCCAUGCAAGAAGACCUCUCGAUUUGGUUAUCUGGCUUACUGGGUAUUGACAUUAAGGCAGAAAGAUUGUUGGAAGAACUUGAUAAUGGAGUGCUGUUGUGCCAAUUAAUCAACGUUCUUCAGAAUAUGGUAAAAGGAUGCCACUCCGAAGAACCAGGGAAUUUUCCAAUGAGAAAAGUGCCUUGUAAGAAAGAUGCUGCGUCAGGUUCAUUCUUUGCCAGAGACAACACGGCAAACUUCCUUCACUGGUGUCGGCAUAUCGGGGUUGAUGAAACCUAUCUCUUUGAAUCUGAAGGUUUGGUUUUACAUAAAGACCCCAGACAGGUGUACCUUUGUCUUCUUGAGAUCGGCCGGAUUGUGUCAAGAUAUGGAGUUGAGCCACCAGUAUUAGUGAAACUCGAGAAAGAAAUUGAGUUAGAAGAGACGCUGCUUAAUACCUCGGGGCCUGAAGAGUCCAUCAACAUCCCCAAAUCUUGCUGUCAGCAUGAAGAACUACACGAGGCUGUUAGACACAUUGCUGAGGACCCUCCUUGUAGCUGUUCACAUCGAUUUUCUAUUGAAUAUUUAUCUGAAGGACGGUACCGGCUUGGGGAGAAAAUACUCUUCAUAAGGAUGCUUCAUGGAAAACAUGUCAUGGUCCGUGUUGGCGGAGGCUGGGACACUCUGCAAGGAUUUUUGCUGAAGUAUGACCCUUGUCGAAUACUGCAGUUUGCUACACUAGAACAAAAAAUUUUAGCUUUUCAAAAAGGAGUUUCUAAUGAAAGUGUGCCGGAUGCACCUGCCAGAACGCCCAAGCCCCCAGAAAUGAACCCUUUGUCAGCGGUUAACAUGUUUCAGAAACAAAAUUUAAAACCUAGCACACCAGCAAGUGUUCCAAAGAGCAAGGAAAAACAGGUACGUCCCCCGGGAGUGUUGCCUCCAGCAUCAUCAGUGAAGGGUAGUCCGGCUUCCCUGUCCACCCGUUCGAAACUUCCUGAUUCUCCAGCAUCAUUAUCCCACGCCAAGGUCGCAUCCUCAAGGGGCAGAGCACAAAAGCCGCAUGCUCCUCCCAACACUGCGUCAUCUUCCCUGACUUCUUUAAAUCCAGUGGGUAACAGCACCACACCAGCUUUGUCAGGCACUACACAGUGUGCGUCGGAGUCAGCGGGAAAAUGUGUCACCGUCCCCAAGACUGCUAAGACUGUGGCUACUCCAGCUCAGAAGUCAAGAGACCUAUCUAAGUCUAGACUUUUGCCAAGUAAGUCUUCUGGAAAAACUGAACCAAAGUAUUUGAAACACAGUCAUCUUUCUUCCAGGGGUGAGUCACCUAUAAAUUUAUCGUCCAAGUGUCCAAAGCUCCCUAAAGGAAAUAUGCAUGGAAGGCCUAGCCCUUCUCCUUUCCAAUCCCCUGCAAAAGUGACCAAACCCAGUUCUAAAACCAGAGCCAUGGGUCUAGGGACGCAGACUCAGCCCCCUGGUAGAACUCUGAAACCAAGGGCCAUCUCAGCACCGAGACUUCAGUCCACCUUGAACGUCCACCAUCCAGCUUCUGUGUGUUCAGCGUCCUCCACAAAAGCUGCUCAGGAGUCAAAAGGUGAGAAUAGUGUUUCAGUUGCCAGAAAGCAACCGCAGAGUAAGGGUACCUGCCAGAAGAUAGGAGCUGGCUCUCCAAAGUCUCCUGGCCGUACCCCACUGUCCAUUGUGAGUGUCCCCCAAUCUGCUGCCAAGGCAGAAACUGUCUCAAAGUCAGCACAGACUGCCGUGAAGGGCCAGUAUGCAGCUAAAGGGCCUCCCAAAAGUGGCAUGCCCCCAGCGUCCACCAGGAAACCACCCGCAUCUGGGAAGGGCACAGCCAGUGGAGAUAAAAAACCGACUGCCAAGAAAAAGGAAGACGAUGACCAUUAUUUUGUUAUGACUGGAAGUAAGAAGCUUAGAAAAUAAAUACACUUGUAUCAUUUUUAACAAAUCCAGGUGACCGAGCAGAAUGGGGAUCACCUCCACCAGGACCUCAAAAGGUCUUCCUAUGUGUGUUUGUCGGGAUAGCUACAGACAUGAGGUCAAGAUGGAGGAUGAAGUCAGGAGACAGGGCUGGGUCGAGGAGAAGACUCCCACGCGUUUUGUAUGUUAAUAGGCACACGCAUGAGUUUAGAUCUGUGCCGUCUGUUAAUGUCUGCUGCUUGAGGAAAAAUGCAAAACUUCAACAACACUACGCUAGAAUUGUAACUAUAUAGUUGGUGUGUCCUUGAAGAGGUAUUAACUAUGGAGAUUGUCUGCUAAUAGCAACUCUGAUGCUCUUAACACUAGUUACUGUGUUCAAUCAUAAAGCAACGGUGUGUUUGGCUUUGGGGUGUGCCCUCUAAUUCCAGCUCUGAAGGCUGAGGCAGGACACCUGCCAGGGGUACAUAUUAAAACCCAGCCACCGUUUGACACAUGCUGUAAAAGGCACCGAAGUUAACUUUCUGAUCAGGAAUCCUGGUCCAGCAAUCCUAAGUACC
Molecule: messenger RNA, 2624 nt
Organism: Peromyscus eremicus (cactus mouse)
Lineage: Eukaryota; Metazoa; Chordata; Mammalia; Rodentia; Cricetidae
Gene: Gas2l3
Product: growth arrest specific 2 like 3
Exons: 8
Coding region: 1-2070 (689 amino acids)
Biological process (GO): actin crosslink formation
Cellular component (GO): actin filament
Molecular function (GO): actin filament binding; cytoskeletal adaptor activity; microtubule binding
Source: RefSeq, a predicted model, not a curated record